AUCGUUAAGAUGUGGUCGGUUAGAUUUCUAACUUUAAUAAGUGUGUCUUUUAGCAUAUGCUAUGGACAGGAAUUUUCGAAUUCGUCUGUAAUUUUAAAUCUUGGCGAUAAUUUGAUUAAUUCAACAAAUACAUAUUUUAACCAUACCGGCAACAUAAAUCGUAUUGUCGGUGGUAGACCGUUAAAUAUCAUUGAAGCUCCCUAUCAAGUUGCGAUAUACAAUAAUAAUUUUUUUAUUUGUGGCGGUUCCAUUAUCAGUGCUGAUUGGGUGCUAACAGCAGCACAUUGCCUUAAAGGUGGUGGCACGUUUAAAAUAAGAGCUGGAUCUCGUUUUCGAGAACGUGGCGGUGUUGUGCGUUACGCUCGAUAUGUUAUAGUUAAUUCGGGUUACAAUUUAAUUACAUUUAAUAAUGAUAUUGGCUUAAUAAGACUUAAAAGACGUUUAAAAUUUUCACCUAAAAUAAGACCUGUGCGUUUGGCUAACCCGAAUUUUAAACUACCACAAAAAUAUUUAGUUAGUGGUUGGGGAUCCCUGAGAGAAACAUCUAGCAAACCAUCAAAUGUUCUAAGAGGCGUAACAGUCGCUAGAGUUUCGCAUAAAACUUGCAGAAACAAGUUUAGACGGGAAUUCCCUGUUACAAGACUAGUUAUAUGUGCUGCUUCUCCGGCUAAAGAUGCAUGUGAGGGAGAUUCUGGUGGUCCUUUAACCAACAAUGGUGUUCAAUAUGGUAUAGUAUCAUAUGGUAUUGGUUGUGCACGUCGAGCAUUUCCGGGAGUCUAUACGAAUACUAGGAAACAGUUUGCAUGGGUUAGAAACGUUAUACGACGAUUUGGUGGUUUAAUGCCAAGAUAUUUACUAACAUAAUCUAAUAUGUAAACUAUUGUAUGUACAUGUAAUUUGUAAUUGAAUAAAGAAUCGUUAUG
This is a messenger RNA of Lucilia cuprina (Australian sheep blowfly), 923 nucleotides long. Its product is annotated as trypsin alpha-like. Bases 10 to 864 code for a protein of 284 amino acids. Gene Ontology annotation, biological process: proteolysis. The transcript has a single exon. Gene Ontology annotation, molecular function: serine-type endopeptidase activity. The record is from RefSeq and is a predicted model, not a curated record. NCBI's taxonomy places the organism in Eukaryota, Metazoa, Arthropoda, Insecta, Diptera, Calliphoridae.